Drosophila persimilis is the source of this 1563-nucleotide messenger RNA. It is a transcript of the gene HGTX, whose product is annotated as homeobox protein Nkx-6.1. NCBI's taxonomy places the organism in Eukaryota, Metazoa, Arthropoda, Insecta, Diptera, Drosophilidae. The coding region runs from base 10 to 1509 and encodes 499 amino acids. The record is from RefSeq and is a predicted model, not a curated record. The transcript has 4 exons. Gene Ontology annotation, molecular function: RNA polymerase II cis-regulatory region sequence-specific DNA binding; DNA-binding transcription factor activity, RNA polymerase II-specific. Gene Ontology annotation, biological process: regulation of transcription by RNA polymerase II; cell differentiation. Gene Ontology annotation, cellular component: nucleus.
GAGCCGGAGAUGGAUCUGAUCAAUCCGUACAUGCGGCACCACCACGCCAUGGCCGCGGCGGACUACCAGCAACAGCUGGCGGACUACCACAGUGCGGCGGCUGCGGCGGCGGUCUACGCCAACAACAACAACAACAGCAGCAACAGCAACAACCACAACCACAACAGCAGUCCCCUGAUGCUGCUGAAGGCAGCGGCCCACGGCGGAGGCCUCAAGUCCUCGUCCGCCGAAGAUUCCCCUUCGACGACGCCGCCGCCCGCCUCCUCGCGCCUCCACUCGGAGUCGUCGCCAUCGCCGCGCUACGAGCACAACUCCAGCCCCGGCGUGGACAGCGCCAAGUCCUUCGCACUCAGCGGCGGCGAGGAGCAGUGCCAGAACAGCGAGUCCGCCAGUCCCCCGCCGCCACUCGACUACAGCCCCGAGAACCUGACCAGUCGCGGCAAGUUCCACCACCACCACUCGGUCAAUCCGUUGGCCCUGCACAACCACAACCACACCCACAGUGGGCAUCUCAACAACAACCACAGUGGGCACCUCAACAACAACAGCAUCAACAACAACAGCAUGGGCAUGGAGCACAAGCUGCCCCUCAGCUUCCUGGGUCCUCCGCUGGCCGCCCUCCACUCGAUGACCACAGAGAUGAAGACUGCCCAGGGGGGGUCCGGGGUGGGAGCCAGCGGCGGUCCCUCCGCCGCCGGCAACGGCCUCUCCUAUGGCCACAGUCCAAACGCGCAUCUGAUCAGCGAUCGCGGCUCGGGUGGCAGCUCCUCGUCGUCCUCCACCACGGCCACCACCACGAACAGCCAGGGAGCCCCCAAUCCGCAUGGCAUCGAUACGAUUCUGUCGAAACCACCGCCGGUCACAUCGGCGGGCCUAAGUGCUUUAACAGGAGCUGGCAUACCCCGCUUCUCGAUUGCGGCCGCUGCCGCGGGCAUGGCCCAGUAUCUGUCGCAGAGCCAGGGAGCGCCGCUGAAGACCCAUGCCGGACACAUUGUGGACCGCACUCACCUGUACUGGCCGGGACUGCAGGGCCUGGUGGCCAAUCCGAUAGCGUGGCGAGAGCGUCUAUCCAAUACGAUGUCCGCCAAUCUAUCGCAGUCGCAUCAGCAUCAUCCAUCGAACGACAAGGAUGGCAAGAAGAAACACACCCGCCCAACAUUCAGUGGCCAGCAGAUCUUCGCCCUGGAAAAGACAUUCGAGCAGACGAAAUAUCUGGCUGGACCAGAGCGUGCCAAGCUCGCGUAUGCCCUGGGAAUGUCCGAGUCGCAGGUUAAGGUUUGGUUCCAGAAUCGUCGCACCAAAUGGCGCAAGCGGCAUGCGGCGGAAAUGGCCACGGCCAAGAGGAAACAGGACGAUAUGGGCGGCGAUAACGAUGGCGACUGCAGCGAGAACAUGGACAGCGACAACGAGAGCCUCGACAUGGGGGAGACCCCCGCCCAGAGCAAGAGAUGUCGCAGCAACAGCUCCUCCCAGCAGCAGCAGCAGCAGCAGGAUAAUUAUCGUCAUUAAAACGAAUUUACAAAACGGCAAUGGAAUGAAAUUAAAUGAAAUGGAAUGCAACGG